CAGCAGCCUCUGCUCACUUCCCCCCCACCCCCGUCCUUUCCCUCUGUCCCUUUGUCCCUCCACCGUCCCUCCAUCAUGGGGUCCACCUUGGGUCCCAGGCUGCUGCUGCUGCUCCUGACCAGCCUCCCCCUAGCCCUGGGGGAUCCCAUUUACACCAUGAUCACCCCCAACGUCCUGCGUCUGGAGAGUGAGGAGAUGGUGGUGCUGGAGGCCCACGAAGGGCAAGGGGAUAUUCGGGUUUCGGUCACCGUCCAUGACUUCCCGGCCAAGAGACAGGUGCUGUCCAGCGAGACCACGACGCUGAACAACGCCAACAACUACCUGAGCACCGUCAACAUCAAGAUCCCGGCCAGCAAGGAGUUCAAAUCAGAGAAGGGGCACAAGUUCGUGACCGUUCAGGCGCUCUUUGGGAACGUCCAGGUGGAGAAGGUGGUGCUGGUCAGCCUUCAGAGCGGGUACCUCUUCAUCCAGACGGACAAGACUAUCUACACCCCAGGCUCCACGGUCCUCUAUCGGAUCUUCACCGUUGACCACAAGCUGCUGCCCGUGGGCCAGACCAUUGUCGUCACCAUUGAGACCCCUGAAGGCAUUGACAUCAAACGGGACUCCCUGUCAUCCCACAACCAGUUUGGCAUCUUGGCUUUGUCUUGGAACAUCCCAGAGCUGGUCAACAUGGGGCAGUGGAAGAUCCGAGCCCACUAUGAGGAUGCUCCCCAGCAAGUCUUCUCUGCUGAGUUUGAGGUGAAGGAAUAUGUGCUGCCCAGUUUUGAGGUCCAAGUGGAGCCUUCAGAGAAAUUCUACUACAUCGAUGACCCAAAUGGCCUAACUGUCAACAUCAUUGCCAGGUUCUUGUACGGGGAGAAUGUGGAUGGAACAGCUUUCGUCAUCUUUGGGGUCCAGGACGGUGACCAGAGGAUUUCAUUGUCUCAGUCCCUCACCCGUGUUCCGAUCAUCGAUGGGACAGGGGAAGCCACGCUGAGCCAAGGGGUCUUGCUGAACGGAGUACAUUAUUCCAGUGUCAAUGACUUGGUGGGAAAAUCCAUAUAUGUAUCUGUCACUGUCAUUCUGAACUCAGGCAGCGACAUGGUGGAGGCAGAGCGCACCGGGAUCCCCAUCGUGACCUCCCCCUAUCAGAUCCACUUCACCAAGACCCCCAAGUUCUUCAAACCCGCCAUGCCCUUCGACCUCAUGGUGUAUGUGACGAACCCCGACGGCUCCCCUGCCCGCCACAUCCCGGUGGUGACCGAGGACUUCAAAGUGAGGUCUUUAACCCAGGAGGACGGUGUGGCCAAACUGAGCAUCAACACACCCGACAACCGGAAUUCCCUGCCCAUCACCAUACGCACUGAGAAGGACGGUAUCCCAGCUGCACGACAGGCAACCAAGACCAUGCACGUCCUACCCUACAACACCCAGGGUAACUCCAAGAACUACCUCCACCUCUCUGUGCCCCGCGUGGAGCUCAAGCCAGGGGAGAAUCUCAAUGUUAACUUCCACCUGCGCACGGACCCCGGCUACCAAGACAAGAUCCGAUACUUUACCUACCUGAUCAUGAACAAAGGCAAGCUGUUGAAGGUGGGACGCCAGCCUCGAGAGUCUGGCCAGGUCGUGGUGGUGCUGCCCUUGACCAUCACGACGGACUUCAUCCCUUCCUUCCGCCUGGUGGCUUAUUACACCCUGAUUGCUGCCAACGGCCAGAGGGAGGUGGUGGCCGAUUCCGUAUGGGUGGAUGUCAAGGACUCAUGUGUGGGCACGCUGGUGGUAAAAGGUGGCGGGAAGCAAGAGAAGCAGCAUCGGCCUGGGCAACAGAUGACCCUGGAGAUCCAGGGUGACCGAGGGGCCCGAGUGGGGCUGGUGGCCGUGGACAAGGGCGUGUUUGUGCUGAAUAAGAAGAACAAAUUGACCCAGCGUAAGAUCUGGGAUGUCGUGGAGAAGGCAGACAUUGGUUGCACACCAGGCAGUGGAAAGGACUUUGCCGGCGUCUUCACAGAUGCAGGGCUGGCCUUCAAGAGCAGCAAGGGCCUACAGACCCCCCAGAGGGCAGAUCUUGAGUGCCCGAAACCAGCCGCCCGCAAACGCCGUUCCGUGCAGCUCAUGGAGAAAAGGAUGGACAAACUGGGUCAGUACAGCAAGGAGCUGCGCAGAUGCUGCGAGCAUGGCAUGCGGGACAACCCCAUGAGGUUCUCGUGCCAGCGCCGGGCUCAGUUCAUCCAGCAUGGUGAUGCCUGCGUGAAGGCCUUCCUGGACUGCUGCGAAUACAUCACAAAGCUGCGGCAGCAGCACAGCCGCAACAAGCCCCUGGGGCUGGCCAGGAGUGAUCUGGAUGAAGAAAUAAUCCCAGAGGAAGACAUCAUUUCCAGAAGCCAGUUCCCCGAGAGCUGGCUGUGGACCAUUGAGGAGUUUAAAGAACCAGACAAAAAUGGAAUCUCCACCAAGACCAUGAAUGUGUUUUUAAAAGACUCCAUCACCACUUGGGAGAUUCUGGCUGUGAGCUUGUCAGACAAGAAAGGGAUCUGCGUGGCUGACCCCUAUGAGGUUGUGGUGAAGCAAGAUUUCUUCAUCGACCUGCGUCUCCCCUACUCCGUUGUGCGCAAUGAGCAAGUGGAGAUCCGAGCUAUCCUCUAUAACUACAGGGAGGCAGAGGAUCUCAAGGUCAGGGUGGAACUGCUCUACAAUCCAGCCUUCUGCAGCCUGGCCACCGCCAAGAAGCGCCACCAACAGACUCUAACGGUCCCAGCCAAGUCCUCAGUGCCUGUGCCUUACAUCAUUGUGCCCUUGAAGACUGGCCUCCAGGAGGUGGAGGUCAAGGCCGCCGUCUACAACCACUUCAUCAGUGAUGGUGUCAAGAAGACCCUGAAGGUCGUGCCAGAAGGAAUGAGAGUCAACAAAACUGUGGUCACUCGCACACUGGAUCCAGAACAUAAGGGCCAAAACGGAGUGCAACGAGAGGAAAUCCCACCUGCGGAUCUCAGCGACCAAGUCCCAGACACGGAGUCAGAGACCAAGAUCCUCCUGCAAGGGACCCCGGUGGCCCAGAUGGUAGAGGAUGCCAUCGACGGGGACCGGCUGAAGCACCUCAUCCAAACCCCCUCCGGCUGUGGGGAGCAGAACAUGAUCGGCAUGACGCCCACAGUCAUCGCUGUGCACUACCUGGACAGCACCGAACAGUGGGAGAAGUUCGGCCUGGAGAAGAGGCAGGAAGCCUUGGAGCUCAUCAAGAAGGGGUACACCCAGCAACUGGCCUUCAGACAAAAGAACUCAGCCUUUGCCGCCUUCCAGGGCCGGCCGUCCAGCACCUGGCUGACAGCCUAUGUGGUCAAAGUCUUCGCUAUGGCAACCAACCUCAUCGCCAUCGACUCCCAGGUCCUCUGUGGGGCCGUCAAAUGGCUGAUCCUGGAGAAGCAGAAGCCUGAUGGAGUCUUCGAGGAGAAUGGGCCCGUGAUACACCAAGAAAUGAUUGGUGGCUUCAAGAACACUGAGGAGAAAGAUGUGUCCCUGACAGCCUUUGUUCUCAUCGCGCUGCAGGAGGCUAAAGACAUCUGCGAACCACAGGUCAAUAGCCUGUUGCGCAGCAUCAAUAAGGCAAGCGACUUCCUCGCAGACUACUACCUAGAAUUAAAAAGACCAUAUACUGUGGCCAUUGCUGGUUAUGCCCUGGCUCUAUCUGACAAGCUGGAUAAGCCCUUCCUCAACAAACUUCUGAGCACAGCCAAAGAAAGGAACCGCUGGGAGGAACCUGGCCAGAAGCUCUACAACGUGGAGGCCACAUCCUACGCCCUCUUGGCUCUGCUGGUACUCAAAGACUUUGACUCUGUCCCUCCUAUUGUGCGCUGGCUCAAUGAGCAGAGAUACUACGGAGGUGGCUACGGAUCUACCCAGGCCACUUUCAUGGUGUUCCAAGCCUUGGCCCAAUACCAGAAGGAUGUCCCUGAUCACAAGGAUCUGAACCUGGAUGUGUCCAUCCACCUGCCCAGCCGCAGCUCUCCAGUCAGGCAUCGUAUCCUCUGGGAAUCUGCUAGCCUUCUGCGGUCAGAAGAGACAAAAGAAAAUGAGAGAUUCACAUUAACAGCUGAAGGGAAAGGGCAAGGCACCUUGUCGGUGGUGACCAUGUACCACGCCAAGACCAAAGGCAAAACCACCUGCAAGAAGUUCGACCUCACGGUUUCCAUACAUCCAGCCCCUGAACCAGUCAAGAAGCCUCAGGAAGCCAAGAGCUCCAUGGUCCUUGACAUCUGUACCAGGUACCUUGGAAACCAGGAUGCCACUAUGUCAAUCCUGGAUAUAUCCAUGAUGACUGGCUUCUCUCCUGAUACUGAAGACCUCAAACUGCUGAGCACUGGUGUGGACAGAUACAUCUCUAAGUAUGAGCUGAACAAAGCCCUCUCCAACAAAAACACCCUCAUCAUCUACCUGGACAAGAUCUCACACACCCUGGAGGACUGUAUAUCCUUCAAAGUUCACCAGUACUUUAAUGUGGGGCUUAUACAGCCUGGGUCAGUCAAGGUGUACUCCUAUUACAACCUGGAUGAGUCUUGCACCCGGUUCUACCACCCGGAGAAGGAGGACGGGAUGCUGAACAAACUCUGCCACAAAGAAAUGUGUCGCUGUGCUGAGGAGAACUGCUUCAUGCACCAUGACGAAGAGGAGGUCACCCUGGACGACCGGCUGGACAGGGCCUGCGAGCCCGGCGUGGACUAUGUGUACAAGACCAGACUUCUCAAGAAGGAGCUGUCAGAUGACUUUGACGAUUACAUCAUGGUCAUCGAGCAGAUCAUCAAAUCAGGCUCCGAUGAAGUGCAGGUUGGACAGGAGCGCAGGUUCAUCAGCCACAUCAAAUGUAGAGAAGCCCUCAAACUAAAGGAGGGGGGACACUACCUUGUGUGGGGAGUCUCCUCCGACCUGUGGGGAGAGAAACCCAACAUCAGCUACAUCAUUGGGAAGGACACCUGGGUGGAGCUGUGGCCUGAUGCUGAUGUAUGCCAAGAUGAGGAGAACCAGAAACAGUGCCAGGACCUGGCCAACUUCUCUGAGAACAUGGUCGUCUUUGGUUGCCCCAACUGAUGCCACUCCCCCACAGUCUACCCAAUAAAGCUCCAGUUAUCUUUCA
Messenger RNA from Phacochoerus africanus (Common warthog), 5107 nucleotides. RefSeq names its product complement C3 (gene C3). Lineage: Eukaryota; Metazoa; Chordata; Mammalia; Artiodactyla; Suidae. Gene Ontology annotation, molecular function: protein binding; endopeptidase inhibitor activity. Gene Ontology annotation, biological process: complement activation; inflammatory response. The coding region runs from base 76 to 5061 and encodes 1661 amino acids. The transcript is spliced from 41 exons. The record is from RefSeq and is a predicted model, not a curated record. Gene Ontology annotation, cellular component: extracellular region.